This is a messenger RNA of Zymoseptoria tritici IPO323, 703 nucleotides long. RefSeq lists its product as uncharacterized. The record is from RefSeq and is a predicted model, not a curated record. Gene Ontology annotation, molecular function: GTPase activity; GTP binding. Gene Ontology annotation, cellular component: Golgi apparatus; cytoplasm. Gene Ontology annotation, biological process: intracellular protein transport; vesicle-mediated transport. The coding region runs from base 143 to 703 and encodes 186 amino acids. The transcript is spliced from 2 exons. Lineage: Eukaryota; Fungi; Ascomycota; Dothideomycetes; Mycosphaerellales; Mycosphaerellaceae.
UAUACUUCGCCAAUACCGUAUCCUCUCGCAGUCACCUCACGAUCCACCCGAGCCAAGUCCAGUAUCUCUCACUCCCCCCUCAACCCUCCCGCAAAAGCAAUACAACCAUCCCCGGCAAACCUCCCAAACAACACCCGCCAAAAUGGGAGGCGCCCUCUCCAUGUUCAGCCGCCUCCUCUGGGCCAAGAAAGAAAUCCGCAUCCUGAUCCUCGGCCUCGACAACGCCGGCAAAACCACCCUCCUCUACCGUCUCAAAAUCGGCGAAGUCGUAACCACAAUCCCCACCAUCGGCUUCAACGUCGAAUCCGUGACGUACCGCAACCUCGCCUUCAACGUCUGGGAUCUCGGCGGCCAGACUUCUAUCCGACCGUACUGGCGGUGCUAUUACGCCAACACGGCGGCGGUGGUGUUUGUGAUUGAUAGCACGGAUGUGGAGCGGUUACAUACUGCGCAGGAGGAGUUGAAGGCCAUGCUGGACGAGGAUGAGUUGAGGGAUGCGGCGUUGUUGGUUUUCGCGAAUAAACAGGAUCAGCCCGGGGCGAAAGGGGCGGGGGAUAUCAGUGAGGCGUUGAAGUUGGGGGAGUUGAAGGAUCGGAAUUGGAGUAUUAUGGCGUGUAGUGCUGUGACGGGGAAGGGUGUCACGGAGGGGAUGGAUUGGCUUGUGCAUGCGCUGCUCAUACGAAAGACCCGCCGGCAUGUUUAG